Boleophthalmus pectinirostris (great blue-spotted mudskipper) is the source of this 3689-nucleotide messenger RNA. RefSeq names its product RNA-binding protein 15-like. The coding region runs from base 168 to 2627 and encodes 819 amino acids. Gene Ontology annotation, cellular component: nucleus. The record is from RefSeq and is a predicted model, not a curated record. Lineage: Eukaryota; Metazoa; Chordata; Actinopteri; Gobiiformes; Gobiidae. The transcript has a single exon. Gene Ontology annotation, molecular function: mRNA binding. Gene Ontology annotation, biological process: regulation of alternative mRNA splicing, via spliceosome.
UGAAGAGGUGGGACUUCCGCUACAGUAAUGCCAGUAGAUCUAAGAUGGCGGACGUGUCGCCCAUCUGAGUGAGUAAAGAAGCAACAAAUAAUCAAGUUUGUUUGGAUCUAACCGAACACUAUCUAGACAUUUAACAUCAAGUUUUCGAAAGACUUCAGCCUUUGGAAAUGAAAGGGAAGGAGAGAUCGCCAAUAAAAAAACGCGCUCGGGCUCCGGAUGAAGGAAGAGACCGAGGAGGAAGCCACUCGAGCGGCAAGAAAGCUGGAACCAUAUCAGCAUCUGGUAGCAACAACUCGGUCCAAAGCGGUGCUUCUUCAAGGCGGAAUAUACACCCAGAUAAAAGAGACAUGAGAGACAUGGAGCAUAAUUCAUCUGGAAGGACUAGUAGCGGGUACGACUAUGGAGCAAAAACGCACGGCGGCGCUGACAUUUCUCCCGAAGCCCGCUCCGCUUCGCGGCCUCUGCCUAACACGGAAUGUGAGUACAAGACUUUGAAAAUAAGUGAACUGGGCAAUCAGCUCAAUGACGAAGAAAUAGAGGACGGGCUGUUCCAUGAGUUUAAAAAGUUUGGGGACGUCAGUGUUAAAAUCAGCCGAGAAAACGAUGAGAGAGUAGCGUUUGUCAACUUCCGGAGACCAGAUGACGCACGCGCAGCCAAACAUGCUCGUGGACGCCUUGUGCUGUAUGAUCGUCCUUUAAAAAUUGAGACUGUUUACAUAAACCGCAGGAGGAGCCGCUCUCCCGUUUCCAAAGACAAUUUUCUCCCAAGUCAAAGACCCUCGCACCCUCAAAGGCCGCUCUCGCCCCCUGUAGGCUACAGAGACUACCGCCUUCAGCAGUUAGCCCUGGGUCGCUUGCCCCCGCCUGCUCCGCCGCAUCUCAGGGACCUGGAGCGGGACAGAGACUUUUAUGACAAUCGCAGCAGACCGCCGUUCAUUCCCGAAUGCUUUCGUGAUGAUGACCUGUUGAACUCUGAGGACGGACAAAGGCCAAACCGGACUCUGUUUCUGGGAAACCUCGACGUGAGUUUGACUGAGAGUGACCUGCGCAGAGCAUUUGACCGCUUUGGAGUCAUCACAGAGGUGGACAUAAAGAGAGCAGUGCGAGGCCAGUCCAACACUUAUGGAUUUAUUAAGUUUGAAAACCUGGACAUGGCCCAUCGAGCCAAACUGGCCAUGUCUGGGAAGGUUGUGGGUCACAGCCCCAUAAAGAUCGGUUAUGGAAAGCCCACGCCCACCACCAGACUGUGGGUUGGAGGACUGGGUCCGUGGGUCCCCGUUGCUGCUCUGGCCAAAGAGUUUGACCGCUUUGGGACUAUUAGGACUAUAGACUACAGAAAGGGGGAGGCGUGGGCAUAUAUCCAGUAUGAGAGUCUGGAUGCAGCGCAGGCUGCUUGGACUCACAUGCGCAGCUUUCCACUGGGAGGCCCAGACCGCAGACUCAGAGUGGACUUUGCAGAAGCUGAAUCGCGCUACCAGCAACAGUCGUACAUACAGCUACCACUGCCAGUGUCCCACUUUGACCUGGUCCCAGAGCCCUUUGCUCAUAGACUACCAGAUUCUGUAAGACUAAGGGACAGGUCUCCUCCUCUUCCAGCUCGCUUCAGAGACAGAGACCCAUACCCCCCUGAGUGGUCCGGCCUCAACAUUCAUGAGCGCAUGAGAGGACCCCCCUUUGACCAUGCCGACCGCCUGGACCGUCAUUCCAGAGACUGUUGGACCAUUGAGCAUGAGCGAGACCUACAGAGCCGUGACGUGGGCCGCAAAAGGAGACAUUUGGAGGACGGGUGGCGGCAUGACCGUUCUCCAGACCACAAUGACUAUGUCCCACGUCGCCAUGGUAACUCAUUAGAGCGCAGCCCUGGAGGCAGCAGCCGGGACGGCCGCUACAGUGACUCUGAGCGCCUGCCUCGUUCGGGUCGGCCCUCUCCUGUCAAAGAGAGGAACAGUCAUGACUUUGGAGAGAAGAGGAGAAGGACUUCCAGCCCAAGCCGACCCAGUUUGGACCGAGAGCACAGCCGCAGAACCAGUGACUCUGGUAAAAGCCCCAGCAAACGGGAUGAGCGCGCAGACCGCACUCACUCAUCAAAGACCUCUCAGGCCUCCAAACGGACUGCACAGAAGCUGAGCCCGGUGUGGCAAGGUGUCCUGCUGCUGAAGAACAGCAGUUUCCCCACCUCGCUGCACCUGUUGGAGGGAGAUUUAGAGUUGGCCAGCAACUUGCUUGUGGAGGGCUCCACUGGAGGCCCUGUGUCCCAGCUGAAGAUCGCACAGCGACUGCGCUUGGACCAGCCUAAAUUGGAUGAAGUCUCUCGUCGCAUCAAAGCAGCGGGUCCUGGUGGAUACUCCAUCCUCCUGGCUGUUCCAGGGAAAACUGAAGAGGCUGCAGACAACAACUCCACAGAGCGGCCACUGAAAAACCUGGUGUCUUAUCUGAAGCAGAAGGAGGCGGCCGGCAUCAUCAGCCUCCCUGUGGGGGGCAACUCUCGAGAGAAGGACCACGCUGGAGUGCUUCAUGCUUUCCCUCCCUGUGAGUUCUCGCAGCAGUUUGUAGAUGCUGCGGCCAAAGCCUUUGCCAAAUCAGAGGAGGACUGCAUGGUCAUGGUCAUAAUCAGAGGAGCGUCCUGAGUAUUUUACACUGAUCUUUUGUCAGGGGUUGUUUACUGCACUGUGCCUUAGGGCUGAUUCUGGGUCAGAUUUGAUAACAUAAAUAAUUAUCAGUUAUGAAUAUUCUUUUUGUAAUCAGGACAUGUACAUGACUGUAAUGGUACUUACUAAACUCAAAAUAACUCAAUGCCACAUGUCUCUAUUGCCUUAAUAUUGGAUUUAAGUAGAAGAUUCAUUUAUUUUGAUUACAUUUUGUCAUUUGAGAGAAAACCAAUCUCCAAAGCUUCACCAAUAGAAGAACGCAGUACUUUAUAUUUGUUUUGACUUUUUGGACAGAGUGAAAUAUCAAAGUAGAAAAACAUUACUCCUUGGUUGUUGACUACUGUAGAGGAAAUGAGUAAGUGCCUGCACACUGUAAUGCAGUUCAACACAAUUUUAUUUUAACCAGAUUCAUUUCUAUUGUAGGUUUUGAUUUUGCGUUUAUACUUAAUUUAAACCCAAUGUGUUGCACUGCAUUAAGACAAUACAUUACCUACAUAAGACAAUUGUCCAUCACCAGUGCAAAAUGCCUAGUAAGUAUAUAGUCUUAUUUUUAUUACCUGGCAUAUAUGUUCAAAAAACAUAUUUUGAUUUAAAGCGAUGUUUGCGAUGACUAGAAGUCUUAAAAGAUCUAAUACAGAGAUAUUAUUUUGUUUAUUUCAGAAUUUGUCUUAUAGCAUAAAAAAUUUGAUAAUAUUUUUAUUUUAAUAUAGCUGCCCCAACAAAGCAUGUAUUGUGUAAAAUGUAAUGUUCCUAAAGAAGUAUGUGAAUAUAUUUCCUACAAUCAUUCAGAUCAAUAAUAUGAACUAUGGACAUUUGUGAACCGUACCAACAGUUUACUGUUCACUCUAAUGGACUAUUAAGUUUUCAUUUGAUUUAAGUACUUUGUCUGAAUGAGAAUGAUUAUUGCUGUAUACUCAGGAUAUGCUCUGGAGAGAAAUAUGGAGAACAUCUUUGCUCAAGAAGUAACUGUCAGAGAAACACAAAAGUGCAACAUGCACUUACAUACCUUUUGUCUCAAUAAAUUUGCUCUUUCGUGGGAAA